AUGUCUGCGACUCCCGUGCCGCCUGAGGACCAGGCACGCCUCCUCGAGGAUGCUCUGGUCGCGGUGCGCCAGCAGACGGCUCUCAUGCGGAAAUGCCUAGACACUCCGGGCAAGCUGAUGGAUGCGCUCAAGUGCUGCUCUACUCUGGUUUCCGAAUUGCGUACGAGCAGCCUGGGUCCGAAGCAGUACUACGAGCUCUACAUGGCAGUCUUCGAUGCCUUGCGAUACCUCUCAGUCCACCUCCGCGAGAACCACCCCGUCAACCACCUGGCCGACCUGUACGAGCUCGUCCAAUACGCCGGCAACAUCAUCCCGCGCAUGUACCUCAUGAUCACCGUCGGCACUGCGUACAUGUCCAUCCCCGACGCACCGGUCAAGGAGCUGAUGAAGGAUAUGAUGGACAUGAGCAGAGGUGUACAACAUCCCAUCCGCGGUCUCUUCCUUCGCUACUAUCUGUCUGGCCAAGCCAGAGACUACCUACCUUUGGGAGAAGGCGAUGGGCCCGAGGGAAACCUGUCCGACUCGAUCAACUUCGUCCUCACCAAUUUCGUCGAGAUGAACAAGCUCUGGGUUCGUCUGCAGCACCAGGGCCAUUCCCGCGAACGCGAACAGCGGACAAGAGAAAGAAAAGAACUGCAGCUGCUGGUGGGAAGCAACAUUGUGCGACUCAGUCAGCUGGUGGACCUGGAGACAUACAAGUCUGGCAUCCUGGCCCCUCUCCUGGAGCAGGUUGUCCAGUGUCGCGAUGUCUUAGCCCAAGAGUAUCUCCUCGAGGUCAUCACACAGGUCUUCCCCGACGACUUCCACCUCCACACUCUCGACCAAUUCCUCGGCGCCGUGUCACGUCUCAACCCUCAUGUCAACGUCAAGGCAAUCGUCAUUGGCUUGAUGGACCGCCUCUCAGAUUAUGCCGAGCGUGAAUCCAAGGACGGCACGGAGGAUGACAGAGCCAAGGUGGAGGAAGAGGCGCUGGCGAAACUGCUCGAGAAGACAAGCCUCAAGAACGACACCCAAUCUGUCGCCGCUAGCACAGCGCUUCCAUCCGAAUCUGGCGACGAGCCCCGAAAGCUUGAGGAGCUCGACACGAAUGGCGCAGCCAAUCCCCAAACAAGCGAAAACGAGGCUCGAGCUGCCGAAGAUCUUCCACCACCGGAGCCGGCCCCGUCCGUCGCGGAUACCGAAGCUACAGCUGUCAACGGAGAAGGAGCAUCAGCAGAGAAGGGCAUCCCGGAUCAUGUUCAGCUCUACGAAAUCUUCUUCAGCCAAGUCAAGAACCUCGUCGAGGCACAGCAUUUGCCUGUUCAAGACACAAUAGCUCUGCUUUGUUCUCUGACAAAUCUGGCUCUCAACAUCUACCCCGGGAGGCUAGACUUUGUGAACCAGAUCCUCGAGUACGCAACACACAAAGUCAGGGAGAAUGCCAACAACGCCGACCUGCACUCUCCACAGGCGCAGCAGAGCCUUCUGGCCUUGCUUCAGGCUCCCCUCAACCGUUACCUUUCCAUCUUCACCGCUCUCUCCCUUCCCACUUACGUUCCUCUUUUCCAAUCACAGUCAUAUCCCACUCGCAGAGCCGUCGCUGGUGAGGUGGCUAGGACCCUGCUCCGCGACCAGACGAGGAUCUCGACUCCCAACCAGUUGGAGAAUGUUUUGGAGGUGUUGAAGGUGCUCAUUAAGGAGGGCUCCCAGCCACCAUCGAACUACCCAGGUGUCGCGCAGCGACGUAAUGUCGAGACCGACGAGACGAUGGAGGAGCAGGGCUGGCUGGCCAGAAUUGUCCAUCUCAUCGACGGCGAGGAUAACGACACGCAGUUCCGCCUGCUGCAGAUGACCCGGAAGGCCUACUCCGAAGGCAACGACAGAAUCCGCACAACGACGCCUCCGCUCAUCACAGCCUGCAUGAAGUUGGCGCGACGCUUCAAACUGCGCGAGCACUACGAGGACAACUGGGAGACCCAAAGCAAUGCACUGUUUAAGUUCAUGCAUUCUGCUCUGAGCACUCUCUACACCCGUGUCAACGGCGCCGGCGCGGCAGAGCUGGCCCUUCGCCUCUUCUGCGCUUCCGGCCAGACAGCCGACAUGACCGGCUUCGAAGAGGUCGCAUACGAGUUCUUCGCUCAGGCGUUUACGGUAUACGAGGAGGCCAUCACCGAUUCUAAGGCGCAGUUCCAGGCGGUUUGCGUCAUCGCCACAGCGUUGCACCAGACACGGAACUUUGGCAAGGAGAACUACGACACGCUCAUCACCAAGUGUGCUCAGCACGGCAGCAAGCUCCUGCGGAAGCCUGAUCAGUGCCGCGCGGUUUACCUGGCUAGUCACCUGUGGUGGGCUACUCCCAUGGCCGCCAACGGCGAAACAGACGAGACUGGCCUAUACCGAGACGGUAAGAGAGUCCUCGAAUGCCUCCAGAGGGCCCUCCGCGUCGCCGACUCCUGCAUGGAAACCGCCACCUCCAUUGAGCUCUUCGUCGAGAUCCUUGACCGAUACAUCUACUACUUUGACCAGCAAAACGAGUCGGUCACCACCAAAUACCUCAACGGUCUCAUCGAGCUCAUCCACUCCAACCUGGCCGGCAACCAGCAGGACUCGGCCUCCGUCGAGAACAGCAAGCGCCACUUCUACCACAUCCUCGAGAGCAUGAAGAGCCGGCAAUACGAGGGUCUCGUCCUUUACCCGAAAUGA
Messenger RNA from Colletotrichum karsti, 2682 nucleotides. RefSeq names its product vacuolar sorting protein 35. Lineage: Eukaryota; Fungi; Ascomycota; Sordariomycetes; Glomerellales; Glomerellaceae. Gene Ontology annotation, cellular component: late endosome; retromer, cargo-selective complex; retromer complex. Gene Ontology annotation, biological process: intracellular protein transport; retrograde transport, endosome to Golgi. The record is from RefSeq and is a predicted model, not a curated record. The transcript is spliced from 4 exons. The coding region runs from base 1 to 2682 and encodes 893 amino acids.